Molecule: messenger RNA, 1005 nt
Organism: Nomascus leucogenys (northern white-cheeked gibbon)
Lineage: Eukaryota; Metazoa; Chordata; Mammalia; Primates; Hylobatidae
Product: olfactory receptor family 10 subfamily AG member 1
Biological process (GO): G protein-coupled receptor signaling pathway
Cellular component (GO): membrane
Molecular function (GO): olfactory receptor activity; G protein-coupled receptor activity
Source: RefSeq, a predicted model, not a curated record
GAUGGGGAGCAAACUAAAAGAGAAAAAACCAAAUGUGACUACAAUAAUGGAAUUUGUUCUUUUGGGGUUUUCUGAAAUUCCCAAUCUCCACUGGAUGCUUUUUGGUAUAUUUUUACUGAUAUAUUUGACUAUCCUGAUGUGCAAUGGCAUCAUAAUACUAAUAACAAAAAUUGACCCCACUCUCCAGACUCCCAUGUAUUUUUUUCUUAGCAAUUUUUCCCUUUUGGAAAUCUGUUAUGUAACAAUCAUUAUCCCAAGAAUGCUCAUGGACCUUUGGACUCAGAAAGGAAAUAUUUCUUUGUUUGCUUGUGCUACACAAAUGUGUUUUUUUCUUAUGCUUGGAGGCACAGAGUGUCUCCUUCUGACAGUGAUGGCCUAUGACCGCUAUGUGGCUAUUUGUAAGCCUUUGCAGUAUCCUCUAGUGAUGAACCACAAAGUCUGCAUUCAGCUGAUAAUAGCUUCCUGGAUCAUCACAAUUCCUGUAGUAAUUGGGGAAACAUGCCAAAUUUUCCUUCUGUGCUUUUGCGGAACUAACACAAUUAAUCAUUUCUUUUGUGACAUCCCACCAGUACUCAAGCUUGCUUGUGGAAACAUAUUUGUGAAUGAGAUAACAGUCCAUGUAGUGGCAGUGGUGUUUAUCAUGGUGCCAUUUCUGUUGAUUGUUGUCUCUUAUGGCAAAAUUAUCUCCAACAUUUUGAAAUUGUCAUCAGCCAGAGGAAGGGCUAAAGCCUUCUCCACCUGCUCAUCUCACCUAAUAGUUGUAAUCUUAUUCUUUGGAGCAGGUACUAUCACUUAUUUACAGCCCAAACCACAUCAGUUUCAAAGGAUGGGGAAACUGAUUUCUCUUUUCUACACCAUUCUGAUUCCAACUUUGAAUCCCAUUAUAUAUACUCUGAGGAACAAAGAUAUCAUGGUGGCAUUGAGAAAAUUACUAGCUAAGUUAUUAACAUGAGACAAAGACUUGAAAUUACAGAAAUAAUUCCUCUACAGAUUUGUCAUGUGGCU